AUGUCCAGGUAUACAGUGCUGGUCACGGGUGCGAAUGGCUUUCUUGGACAACAUAUCGUGCGACUUCUGCAGGAGAAGGCAGACUUCGUCACUCAUCUUAAAGUCUUGGAUAUUCGGAAGUUUUCCAAUCAGCUGAAUUAUAAAGAACGGAAGCCAGUGGAAGCGUUUGUCGGUAACAUCACCGACGUAGCGGUUCUAGAGAGUGCCACAAGGGAUGUAGAUUGUGUGAUACACAUCGCGAGUGUGGUAGAUGUAAGGCUGUUUCCGGACAAGACAAACCUACAUAACAUCAACGUUAUAGGUGCAGAACUACUACUUCAAGUCUGCAUCAGGCAAAACGUACGACAUUUUGUGUACUGUAGUUCACAAAGCGUUGUCAUAGGUUACAAAGAUAUCACGGACUCCGACGAGACGUCUGAAAUACCCAAGGAUUUCCUGUUCGGGCAGUACAGCGUUACCAAACACUUAGCUGAACAAAUCGUGAAGAGUCAAGACGGGGCUUAUCUGCCAGAUGGUGGUAAACUGCGCACUUUGUCUUUGAGACCAGUGACGAUGUACGGGGAGCUUGAUGUCCACUGGGCACCGAAUAUCCUCAGAUGGGCUUCAAUUUUAGGUGGUACCAUAUGUCAGUUCGCAAACGGAACAUCACAGGCAGCAUACGCUGGAAACGUGGCUUGGGGUUUUGUGUGUGCCGUGAAAGCUUUGCGUGAGAAUUCGGAUCUCGGCGGAGAAGUGUUCUUCGUGUGUGACGACACCCCUCUUGGUAACAUGUUUCAGCUAGUUGAUCCUUUCUUGAAAAGCUGUGGUUUAAAGAUGACAAACUUCAUACUUCCCUACUGGUUCAUGGUUUUCUUGGCAGUAGUAUUAAUUUGUAUAGCGUGGAUUAUCUCCCCUAUCUACCAGAUAAACUCUAACUUCACCCCCCGUUCUGUUAGAUAUAUCAACAUGAAAGUAAACUCGGUGUAUAAGAAGGCCUCUGAAAUCCUUGAUUACAAACCUCUAUAUUCUCACGAGGAAAGUGUACGACGGUCAAUAGAGUAUUACAAACAACCAAACACCCGGUUUGGUAGCGCCAGAUAG
This is a messenger RNA of Ylistrum balloti, 1080 nucleotides long. RefSeq names its product 3 beta-hydroxysteroid dehydrogenase/Delta 5-->4-isomerase type 1-like. Lineage: Eukaryota; Metazoa; Mollusca; Bivalvia; Pectinida; Pectinidae. The coding region runs from base 1 to 1080 and encodes 359 amino acids. The transcript has 4 exons. The record is from RefSeq and is a predicted model, not a curated record. Gene Ontology annotation, biological process: steroid biosynthetic process. Gene Ontology annotation, molecular function: 3-beta-hydroxy-Delta5-steroid dehydrogenase (NAD+) activity.